Messenger RNA from Clonostachys solani, 1473 nucleotides. Lineage: Eukaryota; Fungi; Ascomycota; Sordariomycetes; Hypocreales; Bionectriaceae. The record is from the annotation of a GenBank genome assembly.
AUGUCGCACCUUGAGCUUUCGCACAAUCUUGCCGAUGCCUUCAAUGCCCUCGCCGAUGAGGCCCAGGGCCUAAACGACCGCCGCAUUGUGCUGGAGCACAAACUGCGGUUUGCACACGAGCAGCUCCAAUACUUGGCAGACAAGUAUGCCCCGGCGACACCUGAAAUAGCCGAGACGCUUGCCAAGCUGCAGCUCCCACCGCACACAUCUGUGGACAAAGAUUCCCCUGUUCCACUACCUCGUCGCGGCUCCCCCAGGUCCCAGCACGAGGUUGCAUUGGUCAUCAGGGACGGUCGCAGGAUGGCCGGUCAGCUUGCAUCUCUGGGAGAGGCAAGCAAGACAACUGAUUCGACCAAGGACUCGUUUUCCCAGAGUUCCGGAAGAAAAUCCUCCAUGUCCACUGCGCUGGAGCAGGACUUCACCGUGGAGGGCAAGAAGGGCAACCUGCAAUGUCCAUUCUCGCAGCCCAAAACUGCCACCAACGGCGCUUCCGAGGGCGAGGGCGAGGAUCAGGCACCUGUGCCACCGCACCCAACGCCACAUGACUCCACAGACCCAAUCUGCGCAGCCAUGUCGGCAGCCUCUCAGUCUCAGGGCGGAGAUCCAAAUGCCACUGCUGGAAAGUGUCCAAUACGGUAUAUGGAUCAGCACUCGCCCGAGGAGAUUGCACACUAUGUCGAAACACAUAAGCAUCAACUCCCCCGCAGCCAUGAGAUUUGUCUCCGGCGAUAUCAGCACAACGAGGAACAGAUCAAGAAAAUCGACUCCAAGUACGGCAACAUCGUCAGCAUGAUUGAAGGCCUCGGCCAACUUCACCAGCCGAUGCUACCUGAAACGGACCAGGAUCGGCCUCGUCGUCAGAGUGAGAUCGAGCGGGCUUCCAAUGAGCGAGUGCAAGACUGGGCCAAGGCCGUUACAGUAACUGACUCCGACGCCAUUGAGGAGGCCACCGAAUCGGGCGAAGAAGAUAGGGAAACACGAUUUGAUCGCCCUUUCAAAGAAGUCCGUGUUGGUGAAUCCCCUAGUCGGCCUUGGGGGAUUCAUGUGCCCGUGUACGAGCCCGAGGAUAAUAACGACGAGCAGCGGCAACCUUUCUCCCCGCCUCCCGCUCCUGUGCGGAUGCCCAGCCCCUCCCACACGGCUAGGACACCAGUCAAGGAGCCUCUGAAGAAAUGUCCCUUCGAUCACACCAAGCUCCAGGCUCUUGCCACGGGGCUGCAAUCUCCGCAGAAGUCAGAGGCUGGAAAGUCGCCUGCCACUGAAGCUCAGCAGAACUCACCGUUCUCACCUCUCAAGGAGGAGCCUCCGCACGCACAAUCCACCGUGCAGCCUCAGCCGGCUCUCAUCAACCCUGACAUGUCCAAAUGGGCUGGAAAUGCCCCCCAGAUGAUCUUCACCGGCCCCGUCUUCAUCGGAUAUCCGGUAGAGCAGGCCAUGCAGAUCAUGAACCAGUAUCGAGGCAGCCAACCCUGA